Messenger RNA from Colletotrichum navitas, 1238 nucleotides. RefSeq lists its product as uncharacterized. The coding region runs from base 149 to 850 and encodes 233 amino acids. Lineage: Eukaryota; Fungi; Ascomycota; Sordariomycetes; Glomerellales; Glomerellaceae. The transcript has 3 exons. The record is from RefSeq and is a predicted model, not a curated record.
UUCUUGAUUAUUCAUUAACCAAACUCGCCUUGUUCUCUUCUCUUCGCGGCCAGUCCGUCCGAUUUUACAACGAGCCCGACUGCGUCGGUCCUCUAUCCCUUCCUUUUCUAUUCCAUCACGCCAUCCCGUUGCAUCUUUCACCGCCGCAAUGAAGUUCUCGACAUUGGCCCUCUUCUUCUCUUCCCAGCUGCUGCUGGCGACCUCGCUGCCCCUCUCCGCCAACCCUGCGACCAGCCUAGUCCUCCGGAACGACGCCCCGGUGGCGGGCUUGGGCAUGGCGAAGCGGGUGCCCGCCGAGGCCGCUCCCGGCAAGGCCGAGGAAGAAGCCAAGGAGGGCGCCGAGAAGGGCGCCGAGGAAGAAGCCAAGGAGGGCGAGCAGGAGCUCGAGGGCCAGUUCACCGUCGCCUUGCGGCUGGGCGGCGCAAACGUCAAGCAGGACAUCCUCUUUCCCCCCGGCACCAACGGCCGUCUCGAAGUCGAGUUCCAAAACUCCGUCGGCCGCACCCUCACCGUCACCGAGAACAGGAGUCCGGCAGCCGCGCCUCCGGGCUUCGUGGCCGUCGAGCCCGUCUCCUACAGCAUCAACCUGGCCGAGGGCGCCCAGGGCCUGACUCUGUCCAAGGUCGACUACAUCAUCAAUCCCGGCAACGCGUUGGACAUCAGCAAGGGACAAAUCGGCCGCCUCUUCAAGGAGAUCAACGCCUUCAUCAUCGACCCCGCCCUCGGCGAGCUCGAGUUCGAGGCCGAGGAGAACGAGCUGACGCUCACGGUCGCCAACAUGAACGGCGAGUUCGCCAUCUUCGUCCCGCAGGCCGCUGCGGCCGCGCCUCCGGCCGCAGCGCAGGCAUAGACGUCUGGAAGGGGGAGGGAGGAGGGAAGCCAAGGAAACAAUCACGUCCUCAAGGGCGUGGUAGCAGGCUGUCUGGGCUAGUGUGUGUGUGUGUGUGUGUGUGAGAGAGAGACAGAGAGAGAGAGAGAGAGGGCGACGAGAUGGAAAACUUUUGCCGAAUUCCUUAUUUUAAUCCACAUCAAAACACUUUUUUUCCACUUCGCCUUCAACAUCUUACCUGAGGUUGCCUCUUUCCGCUUGGAUGAGAUCGAAUACGAGACGGGCUCAACUGGUGAGACUUGAUACUGGGCAACCAGUAUGUCUCACAAGCUGGGUUCCAAGUCCACAACGCCUCCUGACCAUCGUCGCAUUGAGUCCAUCUAGCUUGAUCGCCACAUCUUGACGCUCU